UCAUAAAAGUUCGAAGUCAACCGUUCAAUCGAGUAGAUGAAAUUUGGUCCCACCUAUCGUAUCUCAUAUCUUAUUCUAAAUCCACCUUUUAGUUCUAGUAGACUAUUUAAAUCGUUUAAAUUUAACUCUUUAAAAGAAAAACAAAAAAUGAAGAGUGUCAUUGUAAUUUCAUUGUUUCGAAAAUUGUGAAAGGAUCCUGCUCACUAGCUUUUUAUUCUAAGAGUAUUUUGUUUUGUUCCGGCUUUAUGAUUUUUCAUUUAUGUCAUCAAAUGAAAAAUUAGAGAAACUAUUGUUUUAGUUUCUGUUCAAUAAUUUUGCUACAAAAUGGUGGACAUUGAUUGUUUCGUGAUUCUUAAUAAAAGAUUUUUGCUUAGUACAUACUUUUCUAUCAUAUAACACAGGGGUGUGUUAAAAUAUACAGAUUUUAGGUGACUGUUAUAGAUUAUUUUCUUUCUUUAACAACGAUAAUAUAAGAUAUCGUGAUCGGCACAGUUUAUAAAUCCAAUAAACGGUGAUAGUAGUAUCUAUUGAUGAUAAUGGCUUCGAGUGAUAACGUCAAUGUGAUCGAAGUAAUUGAGCCGAAUCUCAGUUGUCCGGUUCAAGUACCAAAUGUAUCCUUAACGGUUGAAGAUUCUGACGACGAUGACAAUAAAUCUGCAGAAGGAAAAAUGGCCAUUUUCGAUAACUCAGUGGUUUAUCAUGGAAGUACCACUUCAAAAUCUUUACCUGGAGUGUCAAAAAAUAAGUCUGAGAGAGAGAGGAAAAUUGGCCAUCGGAGGGUUGGUGUGGGAGGAGAGAUAACAUAUAAAAAGAUUCAAACGACUCAAAUUAUGGGAUCGAUACAACUAGGAAUUCAGCAUGCUGUUGGUGGAUUAGCAAGUAAACCUGAAAGAGAUUUAUUGAUGCAAGAUUUCAUGACAGUUGAAACAACGAAUUUUCCUAGUGAAGGUUCGAAUCAUACACCAGCACAUCAUUUUUCUGAAUUCAAAUUUAAAAACUAUGCUCCAAUAGCAUUUCGGUAUUUUAGAGAUUUGUUUGGAAUUCAACCUGAUGAUUUUUUGAUGUCGAUGUGUAGUUCACCAUUAAGAGAAUUAUCUAACCCUGGAGCUAGUGGAAGUAUUUUUUAUUUAACGGAAGACGAUGAGUUCAUUAUAAAAACUGUACAGCAUAAAGAAGGAGAGUUUUUACAAACUCUGUUGCCAGGUUAUUAUAUGAAUUUAAAUCAAAAUCCCAGAACUUUAUUACCAAAGUUUUUUGGGUUAUAUUGUUAUCGCUGUAAUAGUAAAAAUGUACGAUUAGUUGCCAUGAACAAUCUUUUACCAUCGGCAGUUAAAUUGCACCAAAAGUAUGAUUUAAAAGGAUCAACAUAUAAAAGAAAGGCAUCAAGAAGUGAGAGGUCGAAAAAAUCGCCUACUUAUAAAGAUUUGGAUUUUAUGGAACAUCAUCCCGAGGGUAUAUUUUUAGAGGCUGACACAUAUGGUGCAUUAGUUAAAACGAUUCAGAGAGAUUGCCGAGUUUUAGAGAGUUUUAAAAUUAUGGAUUAUUCUCUUCUUGUUGGGAUUCAUAAUCUUGACCAAGCAACACGAGAAAAAACGGAUCAGAAGUUAUCAUUAACGUCUGGAGAUGAACUUGGUGGAGUCGUUCCUGAAUGUCGAAAUUUAGGUCCAGAAAGAGAUUGUCAAGAUAAAAUAGGUGCUACAGCGCUAAACCGAUCACGAAGUAUCAAUCGUCAAAGGCUAGUUGCUCAUAGCACAGCAAUGGAGAGUAUUCAAGCGGAGAGUGAACCUAUCGAUGAAGAAGACGAUGUACCCAGUCCGGGUGGUAUUCCUGCAAGAAAUGCACGAGGCGAACGUCUUUUGCUCUUCCUUGGAAUUAUUGAUAUCCUUCAAAGUUAUCGAUUGAAAAAGAAACUUGAACAUACGUGGAAAUCUAUGAUUCAUGAUGGGGAUACUGUGUCAGUACAUCGUCCAGGAUUUUACGCACAACGCUUUCAAGAUUUUAUGGCGAAAACUGUAUUUAAGAAGAUUCCAUCACUGGACUUACCUGAGAUUAAAGGAAAUCAUCGCAAAUUCCGUAACCUCGUCUCCAGCUACAUAGCUCUCAAACACUCACCAUCGAAAAGGAAAAGUAUAAGUCGGCCAUUGCGAUCUCUCGAAGGGGAUCUUGAUGUAACCGUUAUCGCGCCAACUGGAAGUACAGCAAAGUAUACUACGUCAUCUUCAAAGCUUGUAGAAGAAACUUUGAGUAUCGGUGAUUCGAUAAACACUUUGAAUGAAGUACCUGUAGCAACUUCAACACCUAUAAAUUUACCAGCUACAAUAAUUACAUCAGAUGGUGUAACUUUAUUGUCGUCUCUUGCUCUAACUUCAACAUUACGAGCUAGUUAUCCAGCAGUUUUAAAGGGCAGAACUGCAGCUAGUCCACCUGUCCCUAAUUUGACACCGUCUGGAAAAACACCUCCACCUGUGCCACCUAGAGGUACCCGAAAAAAAAAUGAAGAUCAUCGAGGUGGAAAUAUUUCUUCGUCUUCUUCUACAUCCGGUCGAGGUGGUACCUUUCCAUCGACCUGUUCCACUCCACCUCCGCCAUUCGACGAUGCUGUUAGUUCAAGCGAUCCAACUUUAGCAUUAGGGGGCAAUGCCCCAAGCACAGUGACUUCUACAGCAAGUCAUUGCGGAUCAAGCAAUAUUAAACAAUGUAAAAUUCAUCAGAUUUCCAAAACAUAUCAUGAUUCCGUGAGUAUCUCUGAAGUGCAUUUUGAGAGCAUUGGUAAUACAAUGGAUAAUGGCGGUAAAGUAACAAAGUCUUCAUUAAGUGUCGAGAGUGGCAGCAGUAGUCGAGGUGGUGGUUUGACGUGGACUCCACCAACUGGCAGUGCGGAAGGAUCAACUCCUACUUGGACUGAAGGAACACCAUCAUUCACUGAAAGCUCUAGUAGUGGUGACGUUGGUUGUCCGACCACUCCAGUCAAAACUUCCCAUAGAGGUGAAGCAGGAGAAAGAGUUGCAGUUACUGUCGAAGAAGUACUUGCCAGUUUGACUUCAGAAAUGGAAGUCUUGCAACGAGAGUGAAGUGGCUUGAUUCAGUAUUCCUUUUCACGGAUUGAAGAAUGAUCACAUACGACUUCAUGGACAUCGCAUCAUAAAGAAGAAAGAUCAUAAUUCAUUCGAACUGUUAUAAAUAUUUAUCUAUAGAAAAUUUUUCCAAAGAAAAAAGAAUAAAAAUAGUAUUAAAUUAACUAAUUUGUUAUAUGUAUUGUCUU
Molecule: messenger RNA, 3262 nt
Organism: Microplitis demolitor
Lineage: Eukaryota; Metazoa; Arthropoda; Insecta; Hymenoptera; Braconidae
Gene: PIP5K59B
Product: phosphatidylinositol 4-phosphate 5-kinase type-1 alpha
Exons: 18
Coding region: 531-3071 (846 amino acids)
Biological process (GO): phosphatidylinositol metabolic process
Molecular function (GO): phosphatidylinositol kinase activity
Source: RefSeq, a predicted model, not a curated record